AUGAGGUGCUUCAAUGAGUUUCAACGACUUUUGCUGAUCCACUCUGUGAACGAUCCCCCAAGCCGUUUGCCGAUCUUUGGAGUCCAGGAGGCCCGGCGUUUGACUGAUUACACCUCUGGAACAUUGUUCAAGCACUUUCUGCUCUACCAAUUCUGUGCUCGAUCAGAGAGGGAUGUGGAAACACUGCGAUUCAGCGUUGAGGUGGAAAGGCCCAUACUGCCUCCCGCCUUGGCCAACGCGAGACAGAAACCAAGCAGAAGACCGCAGCAGACUCCAGAAAAUCAAGAUGACGGGACAGGGAUCAGCACCGAGGAGAAAACAGCCGGAGGUGCUGGUGAGGACCCAUCAGAAGAGAUCCAGCGGAUUGUGGAGGAGAAGCUUCGUAUGACUGAAGCGAGACUCGAGGCCAAAUUGGCCCAGAGAGAGCAGCAGUUUAUGGAGCGCAUUGCCAAGAAAGGCUGA
This is a messenger RNA of Durusdinium trenchii, 462 nucleotides long. The record is from the annotation of a GenBank genome assembly. NCBI's taxonomy places the organism in Eukaryota, Dinophyceae, Suessiales, Symbiodiniaceae.